Messenger RNA from Salmo salar (Atlantic salmon), 2708 nucleotides. RefSeq names its product cell division cycle associated 8 (gene cdca8). Lineage: Eukaryota; Metazoa; Chordata; Actinopteri; Salmoniformes; Salmonidae. Gene Ontology annotation, biological process: mitotic sister chromatid segregation. The record is from RefSeq and is a predicted model, not a curated record. Gene Ontology annotation, cellular component: chromosome, centromeric region; chromosome passenger complex; spindle midzone.
AUUCUGCGUCUGCGUGUACAUUUUUACAUUUCGCCAGCUGGAACGAGAGCGAGCAGCAGGAUUCCGUUUCUAACUAGGAAAGAAAGAAAAAAAACGUCACCGGGUAAAUUAUAAUGACAUUAAAUAUGUCAAACAGCUAACCUCAAUGUUUAGAAUAACAUUGCAUUUUAUGUAUUUCAAAUCUGAAACGGAGCAGUUUCUAUCUGGCUAAAUAAUGUAACGUUAGCUCGCUCAUGAUGCCUGAAUAGUUAACGUAACUAACAACAUUUCGUGAAAAGGGCUAGCUAACAUUAGUUACUACUAGAAACAUUUUAGCUGCUUGACUAGCCCAAGCACCAAUUUAGUGUUGGUACCCAUGUAGAGUCACAAUGGGACGACCAAAGAGGACGACCAAACAACGUAAAAACCCCAAGUUGGACAAAUUGGAGGCUUUUCUCGAAGAUUUCGACAGUGAGGUGAAAACUGUAGUUGAAAGGCUGAAGGAGAGGACAAACAGCCUCCUGAAAGAUGCAGACAACAUCUUCAACAUGGCUGUGAUCAAGCUGCCAAAAGCAGUGAGACAGAUGAACUGGCUUGAGCAUUGUGGGUCAGAGAAACCAAAGUCACCAGUGGAGGAUGCCAAGAAAGUAGAGGAGGCUGCACAAGUCGAGAGCAUCAUGGCUGAAGUCCAUACUAUUCCCCCCAAGACUGCUAAAAAAGCAAUGUCGAAAAGCGGUGAAGCCAGGACAAGUUCAGAGGAUGAGGAGAACACUAUUAUGGCCAGAGGGAAGAAGGUUAGUGCUGUAUUCAUUGGCAAGGGUAAAUCAACUAGGAAACCUCUGUCAAAGAGGGCCGAAGCACUGUCAGUCAGCAAGCAGAACACCUCCAUCAAAAAGACCAGUAGGAAGCCACUGGUCACUCCUUCUAGGAACAUGCUGGACAGCUCCCUGAUGGGCCCUACCCCUCUCAUCACACCACGCUUCGACUCCUGGCUUCCCAAGACCCCAGCGACGAGGAUACCGCGCCACAAGGAGAGGGUGUACAGCAUCUCGGUCAACGGCUCCCCCAUCUCAGAAGGCGGUAAUGAUAUCGUCAUCAAUGUCCCUGUGGGGAACGGAGCGAGCAUUCAGCUGCUGGCCAGUCAGAUGGACACUGUGGAUCUGGGACAGCUGGAUGAGACGGCCGUAAGGAGCAUUCGUCUGCUACAGAACCGUCUUACAACACUGUGUGGAACAUCCGAGUGACCUCUGCACCUUCAGUCCUAGCAUUUUUCUCCCCAAUUUCGAUCUUGUCUCAUCGCUGCAACUCCCCAACGGUCUCGGGAGAGGCGAAGGUCAAGUCGUUCGUCCUCCAAAACAUGACCCGCGCUUCUUAACACCUGCCCACUUAACCAGGAAGCCAGCUGCACCAAUGUGUCGGACGAAACACUGUUCAACUAACGACCGAGGCGGGCCUGCAGGCGCCCGGCCCAGCACAAGGAGUCGCUAGAGCAUGAUGAGCCAAGUAAAGCCCUCCCGGCUAAACCCUCCCCUAACCAGGACGACGCUGGGCCAAUUGUGAGCUGCCCUACGGGACUCCCGGCCAAGGCCAGGUUGUGAAGUCCCAGCAUUUUUUUUUGUACAAGAUUCUACCUUCACAUUUUUUAAAAUGUUUUUUAAAACUACUGUCUGUAUAUUUCUUAUAUUUUUAAUACAUAGUUAUGUUUAUCUGUCAAUCUGCAUCAUGGUGUUUCUUUGCAUUAUUUUUGUUUAAGUCUUAGAUUUAAGAAUCAAUGUCAGACAUGACUUUAUUUGAGACACUUCUUCAGGGAUGCUCAAAGCAUCCAGUAAGGGAAUGUCCUAGUCUUCCAUCAUAGCGAUUUUAUAGGUUGUACAUUUGACCAAAAUGAAUAAACCCUAACUACACUCUUCCCCUCAUAAUCUAGCAUAACAUGUUUGAAACUCAUUUGGGAGCCUGUUAUUGUCAAUGUUAUAUCUAUUGACCUGUCUCAUCAAUACAGCUUUGUCUGCACUAUAGUGGUUGUGCCAGUUCAAUGUGUGAUGUAACUAAGGUCCAUGUAUUUUAGAUUAUUUUGUAGAAUUUGGACAAUUCUCUGUUUAAGUAAAUAUGCUGUUUUGGUCAGUUAUUUUCCUUAAAUGUCAUCUCUUUCUGGGGAAUGUCUUAAUUUGUGAUGGAAGUUGGGACUGCUGGUUGGGGGAGGGGGUUGUGGCUCUGUCGGCUUUCAGAUCUAGGCCUACAUGAAGCUCUGUGGUCGUACUAGUAAUAAAGUACAGAAAUACAAGUGUCUUUUUCAUGUUCUCUUGUUGCCAUAAUAUGCUGUAGUCAGAGACAACUAGACAUUACUGUUUGCCUGCAUUGAUUCUGUGAGACAGCCUGCUCAUUUUCAUUUCUGGAGGGAGCAUUAUUCAUAAAGACUCCGCUGGAAUUCAAUUUGUGUCACUGAUACCCAUUUCAGAUAGGUGUGGUAUAUAAUUGCUACAAUACAAGGCAAUGGAAUUUGAACUGUAGAUGAGUGACAAUCCCAAAAUAUAUCCUCUUGAGAAAAAAGAGACUAAUAGCCUAGUCAAUGUCAAAGCAGUAACUGACGAAACGUCACACAAUAGCAAUCUAAAUUGCGUCGUCGGUAUGUUUUAGGCUCAGUUGCAAGAUGGUUCAUGAUAAAUGUCUUAACUAAAACCACAUUCCCUGUAACUGGCAUUUGGAACUACAAUUAAACAUAUUGCAACACC